Molecule: messenger RNA, 2868 nt
Organism: Oryza brachyantha (malo sina)
Lineage: Eukaryota; Viridiplantae; Streptophyta; Magnoliopsida; Poales; Poaceae
Exons: 5
Coding region: 649-2517 (622 amino acids)
Cellular component (GO): cytoplasm
Molecular function (GO): protein kinase binding
Source: RefSeq, a predicted model, not a curated record
UUUAAGACGACAGAGGCGGCAGUAUUCUGAUUCUACUAGGCUUGCGCAUCGAUCGCUAGUGGGAGUGACGUCCGAAUCCUACCGUGUGCCCACCGCGUGCGUGCUUAGCUUUCCCUCCACCACCACCACCGCGGCCAUGGUGUCGUCUCGUCCAGCAUCACUCCCUCUCCCUCUCCUCUAUUUCUACCACAUCCUUCUCCUCCUCCUCCUCUGCACACCUGCGGCCAUUAGCAUCGCUGCUUAGCUUAGCAUAGCAACCCGAUCCUCCCUACCCAAACAGAGAAGUAAACACAAGGCGGCUCUGCACACCGGCCGGAGAACAAUCUGGCUCUGAAUCUCUUGCUGCCUGGGAGAGGAAGCCUAGGUUGCCAAGACGGCUCCGCGGCGGCGUCUCCGGCUAAUCUCCGGUCACUCUGGCCUUCCCCGUGGUGGUGCCGCCGCCGCCUCGCACGCUGAGUGAGGUGUGGCGUGCACGGGAGCAUGCGACCUCUUCCACCGUCGUCGUCCUCCCGAUCUCGCCGUCGCUGCUGCGGAGGGUCUCUCCCGUGGACAACGGCUAAGUUCUAACGAGCAGGCUGAAAUUUUGGAAGGAAUUCGUCUGAGGAAGGAAGAAAUUUUGGGAGGAGGAGUGAUCUCGGGUUGGAGAAGAUGACCAAGAUGAGCUGCAUCCCCGCUCUGCUCGCCGGCAGGAGGAAGAAACGAGUGGUUGCUGAUGCGAAGAAGGUUAGCGGGGACUGUCCCAAGGUGAAGCCGGUGGAGUUCAUCGACGCGCCGGCGGCCAAAUGCGGCGACAAGGUCGUCGUCGACGCGGUUGCCGCCGUGGUGGCGAUCAAAGGCGGAGGCGGCGGCGACAAGGCGUCGGCGAAGAAGGGCAGCCUGUCGUCCGAGUUCGAGUUCGAGUUCGAGUUCCACCCGAGCGAGAAGCCCGACGACGGCCAUAGCGCGGAGAAGGGUGUUGCCGUCGGCGCCAUGCCGGACGCGGCGAUCGCGAGCGGGACAGAGGUGGAGGAGGCGGCGGCUGUGGUGGUGGACGCGUCGCCGAAGCUGAAGCGGUCGUGCUCCAACAUCGAGACGAAGCGGCCGGGCGGCGCGCAGGACGCGGCGGAGGCGCCGGCGCGGUCGAGGUCCUACGGCGAUCUCAAGAACCUGCACGGCGGCCUCUCCUUGGAGACAACGCCGCACGGCGCGCCGCCGGAGGCGAGCCCGGCGUCGGCGCGGACGUCGCGCACCGCCGACCGCGUCAUGCUGAAGAAGCGCUCGUCGAGCCAGGUGCUGCCGUCGCGGAGCCGCAAGCUGUGGUGGCGGCUGUUCCUCUGGAGCCACCGCAACCUGCACCGGCCGUGGCCGGCGGCGCGCCCGGCCACGCCCACCGGAGGCCACCACGGCGGCGGGUACACCUCCGACACGCUGGAGGAAGGCCCGCCCGCCGCAGCGGACCGCAAGAACAAGAAGGUGAUGGUCGACGACUCGCCGCCGAUCCCAAACCAGUGGGUCGCCUUCUCCGCCGAGAACUCCCUCCACGACCGCGUCAGCGCGUGGGUGAACAGCAUCGGCAACGACACGUUCCGCAUCGCCGAGGACGGCGACGACGACGACGAAGACAACCACAACCACUACCACCACGUCGACGUCGACGGCGGCGACGAACGAGCCGCCAUGGAGCACGGUGACUGCACGGCGCGGCCGCGCACCCUGGAGGUCGGCGAGUCAUCGGGGAAGGGGCACGGCAAGCCGAGGAGGUGCACGGCCGCCGACGAGGUGGCUCAAGCCAACACCAUCAUCCAGUCCCUCAACGCGUUCUCCUCGGUGGCGCACAUCUCCGGCAUGGGCCUCAAGGUGGUGCCGAUGAUCGCGCCGUUCUCCAGCCUCCGCGCCGUCAACCUCUCCGGCAACUUCAUCGUUCAUAUCUCGCCGGGAUCUUUGCCCAAGGGCCUGCACUCGCUCGAUCUGUCGCGGAACAAGAUCACAAACAUCGAGGGGCUCCGGGAACUGACAAAGCUGCGCGUGCUCAACCUCAGCUACAACCGGAUUUCGCGCAUCGGCCACGGGCUGUCGAGCUGCACGGCGCUGAGGGAGCUGUACCUGGCCGGGAACAAGAUCAGCGACGUGGAGGGGCUGCACCGGCUGCUGAAGCUGGCGGCGCUGGACCUGGGCUUCAACAAGCUCACCACCACCAAGGCGCUGGGCCAGCUGGUGGCCAACUACCACUCCCUCCGCGCCCUCAACCUCGUCGGCAACCCGGUCCAGGCCAACGUCGGCGACGACGCCCUCCGCAGGGCCGCCACGGGCCUGCUCCCGCACCUCGCCUACCUCAACAGGCAGGCCGUCAGGCCCCGGGAGGCCGCCGCCGCCGACGGCGCCGUGUCGCGCGCCGCGCUCGACGGCGGCGGCGGGGGCGGCGCCGCCGCGCGCAGGCGGUCGGCGUCGCGGCGGCUGGGGCAGCAGCGCGGGGACGGGAGCGGGAGGAGCAGGUCCAAGGGGAGGCAGUCGUCGAGCGGCUUGGCGUCGAGGAGGUGAGGGUGGCGCGAGGAGGAAGGAGAAGCAAGCAAGGUUCCAUGUGUUUGGAAAUAAUGUGCAUGUACAUACUACAUUCGAAUUUGAAUUUGGAGGGUUUUUGAAAUUUGAAUUUGGAUUCGAGAGAUGGAGAGAGAUUUGCAUUGCUGUGGGGUGUGAAGUUUUGAGUUGACUGAAUAUUCAGUAUUGUUCAGUUGCAAAUUGAAAUGCAGCUCAUUGGCUCUGAUGAGGGAAAAUGAUGUCCAAACUGGAGUAUUUUUUUGUCCUAAACAUUUUGGAAUUUUGGACUGUUUGAUUUCUAUGAUACAAUAAACAGCCGAAUUAACUGUGUAAAUGUUAGAAGUUUUGGAAUUG